Messenger RNA from Didymodactylos carnosus, 1134 nucleotides. The record is from the annotation of a GenBank genome assembly. Lineage: Eukaryota; Metazoa; Rotifera; Eurotatoria; Philodinida; Philodinidae.
AUGUCGAGCGAAAACAAUUUCCCUUGGAGACCUGACGAAGGCCAUACGCUCUGGUGGGAAGAACAAGAUGAAAUUUACUCUGCUGACACUAUUGCAGCUACGAUCUCACAAGCAUCGACAGCAGUGGCCUGUAGGGUUUACACUAACCUAGAAUUAUUAUGUGCUCAUCUAUGUCAUCUACCACCAUAUUCACAGAGAAAACAAAGAGCGUGGCUUGAUCAUAUGGAUAUAAAUAUUCUUUCGGAGACACGCGUCGAUGACCUUUCUACAUUAUUGACUGCUACCGCUAUUAAUCAACUUUUAUUAUUAGAAUCUACCACAGCCAAAAUCAGUCGCCAAGAAGCUGAGUUCAUGUAUGCCUUACUUUCACGAGACAUUUUGAUUGACAUUAAAUCAACAGAAGAAGAGAUUAUUAAAUAUUUCCGUCAAAAGUGUGGCGACAAUGAGGCAGAUAUGAAUGUUGUCGACGAAUUCGAAGAGUAUUAUGAUCCAAUCAAUGCUAUUUUCUGGUAUACGCGUGAUACAUUUCUCUAUCGUCUACUGAACAAGGCAUUGAGAGAACAGGACAUAGAUACACUAUAUUUGCUACGGUAUUUUAUCAAAGAUCUUCAUUUACAGAUCAGAGAACGAUACAGCGCACAACAACAACAACAGUUAGCAGUGGCAGCAGCAUGCUUUAUGAACGAUAAUACGACUACGAUUAACACGAAUAAUGAACGAAUCGCAACAGUUUAUCGAGGGCAACUAAUGAGUAACGUAGAAUUUGACAGAAAAAUUCGACAUAACAUUAAUGGAUACUUCUCCGUGAGCAGUUUUUUGUCGACAACUGUACACGAAAACUUGGCUCGUGAAAUAUAUGCUGGUAAUCGUAGCAACAGCAGUAGUGAUACAACUGCUGUAGAACAAAGUAUUUUGUUUCGAAUUGAUAUUGAUCUACACAUCAACAAAUUUCCCUAUGCAAAUAUUUCUGCAGAAAGUGCAUUUGAUGAUGUAGAAGGAGAAAUUCUAUUUACAAUGGGAUCCGUGUUUAGAAUAGUAUCAGUACAUCUCAACGAAGACGGUGAUUACUGGAAUGUCAUACUAAAACUAACGGACGAAGAAGAUAAAGAACUUCGAAUACUACGUGUGUUAUGA